AUGAGCAGUGUGAAAUGGCAUAAUGAAUUCCAAGACAGAACAUUUCAAGAGAGGGAUAUGGAGAACAGACAGGAUGGAAGCUCAGGGGGCUGGUUCAGGAUCACAAUUUCAUAUGGAAUAAAGUAUAACAAGAAAUGGCUAAUAAAUUCAAUCCAAAGCCAUUGCAGUGUCCCCUUUACUAUGGUCAAUUUCCAUUACUUUAAAGACCAAGCCCAGUUCUUUAUUCAGGAUGUUAGUGCUGCCUCUGCAUUGAAUGAUACCAACUACAAGAUUUGUGAUGAGAAAAAUCAAAAGCUAUCUAUGCAUGUAAAUCCCUCUGCUGUACCCUACUCUAUACAGAAUAAAUUGGAGCCAGAAGAAAUGGAGCAGCUAAAGGUAAUGAAGACUCAAGGUCAAUUGUAUGAUAUCUCCCAUAAAGCUCUUGACCUCCAUAAACUCCACUUUGACCCAGGUUUGAUGGACCAUGAUAUAGAUAUAAUCCUGAAUUGAAGAAACUACAUGGCUGCCACCCUGCAGAUAAUCAAAGAGAAUUUCCCCGAACUUUUGUCCUUGAACUUGUGCAAGAACAAACUUUACCAGCUGGAUGGCUUGUCUGACAUUCUACAGAUGGUCCCCACAGUAAAUAUCCUGAACCUCUCCAAAAAUGAGUUGGGAAGAGAGAACCAGAUUAAAGUUGGGGUUGACAUCUGGGAGUUAGGCAAGAUGAAAGGGCUGAAGCUUGAAGAGCUGUGGCUAAAAGAGAACCCUCUGUGUGGCAUCUUCCCAAACCAGUCUGUAGAUGGCCAGGUGUUACCAACAAGAACUGUAAUUUGCAUUGAAGCCUCCAAUGCCCUAAACAGUUUGGAAGAAUACUUCAAGGACAGCAGGGAUAUUAAGAAGGUCAAGAACCCAAACCUGCAGGUUCAGCUGCUAAAACAUGCAAAAUAUGACAUUGUUGACUGCCUCAAUAUGUUGCCUAAAACUCAGCAUGGCCUUAACUCCUAUGUGGUAGACCUGAGCAUCCAGAUGGAAACAAUGCUCUGUUUUUAUGUCAAUGGGGUUUUUAAGGAAGUAGAAAGAAAUUCUCAAGGUUCUGUCCAUGCUUUCACCCUGACCUUCAUCUUGACUUCUGAUAGCAAUUCCAGUCUAUGCAUUGUGAAUGAUGAACUGAUUGUGGGGAAUGCCAGGACCAAAGAAACUCAGAAUGCCAUCUCCAUUCCAGUUCCCUCACCCUCUGCGAGCUGCAUGCCUAUCUUCUCCCAGAAACAGCAGGAAAUGAUGCAGGCUUUCUCUGCUUAG
Molecule: messenger RNA, 1278 nt
Organism: Lutra lutra (Eurasian river otter)
Lineage: Eukaryota; Metazoa; Chordata; Mammalia; Carnivora; Mustelidae
Product: nuclear RNA export factor 1-like
Exons: 15
Biological process (GO): poly(A)+ mRNA export from nucleus
Cellular component (GO): cytoplasm; nucleus
Molecular function (GO): RNA binding
Source: RefSeq, a predicted model, not a curated record